GAACAGCAGACCAGCCAGACCUAGAUAUUGCCGAGCCGUGCUCCAGAAACGCGCCCGAUCAUAGAUUUCGCCGUGUCCGAGAGAAAAGCCUAGAUAACGCCGUAAAUGGGGAAGAGCCUCGAUCAAGUCCCAUGAACAAUCCGAGCAUCGAUAAUUUCGGCCAAGUGCCACGUCUUUUCUGGCAGGAAAAUAACUAAGAGAGCUCCGUUGGUCACGGCAAAAGGGGCUCUUGAAAGCCGUCCAUCUCGCGCAAUUCCGCCGCGUCCUGCGGUUUAGCCAGGUCGAGUUUCCAGUCACGGCGUUAUGAUAAACGUGUAUGUGGUAGCCUGCUGGUUGCACGGGCUACGCGUUAUUCUUCUUUCGGACUACUCUUUAAUCUCCUGUCGCUGCCUCGCUUGUUCCCAUCGGUCAUCGUCUCACACCUUCACGCCACGCCUAAUCCUGUCACACACGUCUCUCUAGCUUAGUCGAUUAAUCUCCUCUCCGCAAUGAACGGACGGUCUUACCGGACGGGUAUACGCGCAGUCGUCUUCCUCCUCCUGCUCUCGUGCCGCGUGCCAGCGUCUCAUGCGUCCACAGCCGGCCUUAUCUGCGGGCGGAAUGACGACUACCUCGGCCAAUCCCUCCCUCGCUCUUUCUUCGAGACCCACGCUGAUGUGGAGCCAACGGGCGCCACGUCAGCUCCAGCGCAGGAGCAGCCACUUAGGAGAGUACGACAUCGCGGGAUUCGAACCCUGCUCUCCAUGCAACACGCUACACCAAGCAGCAGUUGCCGCAGCGGUCCGUUCUGAGGCGAGUGGGGGAGGGAGCGAUGCACUACGAGCUGGAAAACGUGUGCAUCCAUGCGCGGUUUCAAGGGAGGGGGUGACAUUGCACCGAGUAGAGGGUAUGGAGGGCGAUGGCUUGCCCCUAUGCAACGAGGCAGGUUGCUACACCUUUCCAGUCACACGCACCAAUGACAGGCUGCCAGGUGGCAAGCGGGGCCACAACGGAUGGAUAGAGGACGCGACAGCUGUCAUUCUCCCGCUCACGGCCGGCAAUCCUUGGCAUUUUCUGCAUCACCUUGUCCCUCUGUCGCAUCUCCUCUCGUCCCAGCGCCACACCAUGCGCAACGACACGGCACAUCUCUUCCCGUGCCUUGCGAGGGGGGCCGAAGACAUGCUCGCUCACCCCUCCCACAUGAAUGGGGAGGGCAUAAAUCAUGGGGAGGGGAUACAGGAAGAUGGUUCUUCUGCAAAAGAGACCGCACAUGACAUGCUCUCUCACCCUUCUGCACAUGACAUGCAUAGUGGUGGCAGUCAUCAUACCCACGACACCCAUGCCCAUGCCCACACAACUCCGCAAUUUACUGUGCCACCCAGUGAUUACUUCUCGCCACGCCACUUCCCCUGGUGGCCACUGCUCGCUGCUGCCGCCCCUCCAGAUAUGACCGUCUAUCAGGUGCGGUGCUCAGACUUGUAAGUGUGCUUACGUAGGGUUUCUUCUAUCCA
Molecule: messenger RNA, 1490 nt
Organism: Closterium sp. NIES-67
Lineage: Eukaryota; Viridiplantae; Streptophyta; Zygnematophyceae; Desmidiales; Closteriaceae
Source: the annotation of a GenBank genome assembly